Botrytis fragariae is the source of this 2022-nucleotide messenger RNA. RefSeq lists its product as uncharacterized. The coding region runs from base 1 to 2022 and encodes 673 amino acids. The record is from RefSeq and is a predicted model, not a curated record. NCBI's taxonomy places the organism in Eukaryota, Fungi, Ascomycota, Leotiomycetes, Helotiales, Sclerotiniaceae. The transcript has 4 exons.
AUGAACUCAGACAAUUUUUCCACAGCCCUACCAGUCACACGCAAUGAACCGAACGAGGAUUCAGGAUACGCUUCUCUAGAACCUUCGCCUCCGCCGAAUAGUUCGAAGUCCCUUACGGAUCGUGCCAUUGCAAAAGGGAAAAGUAUAAUGCCUAACUACAUUCGAAAGCCUAAAAAACUGCGACCGUAUGAUAAACCAAUCCCGCAGCUGACAUGGGAUCGUUUUUCAGAUCUGCGUGAGCAAUACGCAGAAAGUCUUAAUAGCUUAACACGCGGUCUGCCCAAUUGCACCUCGAUUCUGAUGACUUUGCAGGUCUUGGGAGAGAAUGAAGAGAGCGCAGAACCUUGGGUAUUCAUUCAAUGUAACAAGGCAGUUGUCGGAAAGAUUACCAGAUUUUUUCAGAGAAGUGCGAUUAGGCGUGAUUUCGAACCAUCUCAGCCAGAUGAUCGUUUUCCCCGUUUGAGGGUACACAUUUACCCACAGAAGCCGAGGCCGCUCGUCAAUACCGCGAAUGCGCCUCCACAAUUUGAUUCCCCGGCGAUUUCAGAAGGAAACGAAAUAUAUGUGUUAAAGGUAUUCGCAUGGGGUGCGCCUGGCCACCAUGGGGGCUUUAUCAAGACGAUUGACUCAGGAAAUCUGGAAACAAUUUAUGGAAUGACUGCAGGUCAUUUCGUCUUUGAAGAGUUGUAUGAUGACGCCGAAUAUUCUCCAGUGAGCGAUUACGACGGCGAAUAUGAAGAGGAUGUGGAAUCUUUCGAAUUCGAAUUAGGUUUUAUCGAAGCUAAUUCAGAGGAUGAGAAUGAUCUACAUGUUUUGAAUAAAAGUGGAAUUGAAAUUGAUGAGGAGGUGAACAUGAACGAAUGGUCAAGAUUGGGAAAGCUUUCAAUGGCCUCCCAUAAUCUCUUCACAGAUGAAGGCAAUCUUGAUUGGGGAUUGAUCACUAUCGACAAAAACUCUUACAGCCCCCCAAAUGCCGCAUUCAAUCCAUAUCCAACACGAUCCCAAUCUAGAGGGGGACAGUCCUCAGUACAAAUGAGUUCUACCCGAGGGCCACUCAAUGGGAUUUUACAUGGCUCCUGGUCGUAUAUAAUGCUCCCUCCAGGCAAGGUGUUGGUCCAAACACGUCUUCUAUCACUUUCAGACGGUAAGAAGCUUCAUGUUGGUGAUAGCGGUGCGUGGAUCGUUGAUUCAUCAAGUUUCCUACGGGUGUAUGGCCAUGUCGUUGCUUCGGAUGUGUUAGGCCGCGGAUAUGUCGUUCCAAUACAUGACACGCUUGAAGAUAUCAAGAAAGGACUUGCACGGUUGUUCUCAAAACCCUUCUCGGUGAGUCUUGCCUACAGCAUAAACGUUCUUCGUCCAAACGAUACCGGAACAAAACAUCCGCCGAAGGGGCCAAUGAAAGGUGUUGAAGAUCACGGUGACGCGGAUGGAAAACAUGUUCCAUUACCUUCUAGGUUUAGUGAAGCAGACUCCAAGUAUUCAACGAUGGAACCAACGCCAAGCCCGCCACGGCCGGGUAAAUCUCCAAGACCUGAAUUACAGCCACCAACCGUUGCAAAGAAACAGUCAGACGCUGAGUCCUUCAAGGCUUUAACUCCCUCGCCAAAUAUUGCAGCAGCAUAUAGUAGAGGGUAUCCUGGUCAGCUCAGUAUGGACAAAGAAGAACAGGAGCUAGAGAAAGCCCUUUUGAAAUGCGAGAAGAGAUAUGACGAAAGGGAGAUUGAGUUAUUAGAAGCAGGAGAGGAUACUGACCACAAUAAAGAUUUGAAAAAUCUCGAACACGCCCGCGAUAUUGCCUCGAGAUAUUAUCUCAUAAGGAAAGCCGAGUUGCGUAAUGAUACGAAACUUGCAGCUCAGCUCAAGAUGGAACUUGAGAAUCUUCCAGGGUACGGAGACUAUAUUAUCUCGUCUAAGUCGGAUACCUACGGGUCGCACGAGUUGCCAAGUGCUCAUGAGAUCAAACAUCGUGCAGGCAAAAAGAUUCCAGAAGGCGAAAUCGGUGAAGGAAAGGGGUCGAUAUGA